This is a messenger RNA of Eurytemora carolleeae, 2600 nucleotides long. RefSeq names its product tyrosine-protein kinase transmembrane receptor Ror2. The transcript is spliced from 3 exons. Gene Ontology annotation, biological process: multicellular organism development; cell surface receptor protein tyrosine kinase signaling pathway; positive regulation of kinase activity. Gene Ontology annotation, molecular function: ATP binding; transmembrane receptor protein tyrosine kinase activity. Lineage: Eukaryota; Metazoa; Arthropoda; Copepoda; Calanoida; Temoridae. Bases 40 to 735 code for a protein of 231 amino acids. The record is from RefSeq and is a predicted model, not a curated record. Gene Ontology annotation, cellular component: signaling receptor complex.
UAUAAUAGUGUCUUACUUAUUACUUUGCAAUAACGUCAAAUGCACAUAAGCAUUUCUGUAGUGUCGUCUUUCUAUUCCAUUGUUUUCUGGUUCUCACUCUAUGACCAAUCCCAACAUAUAUACAUAUACAACAUACAACAUACAGCAGACAGUGUACAAAGUGUACAUAAUCUGUCUAUUACAGAGCAGAUUGGAUUAUCUAAGCAGAUUCUAUGCGGGCUGGUCUACCUGUCUGACCGGAAGUUUGUACACCGUGACCUCGCCACCAGAAAUUGUCUGCUAAACAACAAUGUUGUCAAGAUUGCAGACUUUGGACUCUCACAGAAAAUGUUUUUACAGGAUUACUAUAGAGGGGAGGAUAGUGAUGCUAUCCCUAUCCGUUGGAUGCCUUUGGAGUCUAUUCUACACAACAAGUAUACUGUAGAGACAGAUAUCUGGGCCUUCGGGGUCUUACUCUGGGAGAUAUUUAGCUUUGCUCUUCAACCUUACUAUGGACUAACCAACGAACAGGUUGUUCAAUACUUGAAGGAUGGGAACCUACUGGAGUGUCCUGAGAAUACUCCGAAAUCAAUCUACAAGCUGAUGAAGUUGUGCUGGAGUUCAAAACCUAUAAAUCGUCCUAGUUUCCGAACCUUACUCCGGGACCUGGAAACUAUUGAGGCGGAGAUACAACUCAUUCAGAAGCAUUUACACUCACAGAGAAGCACUCCGCAAUCUCCUAAAGCAUUUGUUUAAAAGAGAAGAAAUUGAGACUAUAUAAUAGGCAGGAGUAAGAACGUACUGAAGAUAGUACAGGACGUAUAGAAAAAUGAGAGGACACAUAGAUAAAUGAGGCAGCAAUUGAACAGAUAAAGGGGUUAGAAGCACAGAGGUGGUAGGAAGCACAUAUAAAGGAGGUAAGACGCACUGAUAAAGAAGGUAUGACACUCAAAUAAAGGAGGUAGGACGCACAGAUAUAGGAGAUAGGACGCACAAAUUAAGGAGGUAUGACGCACAGAUAAAUGAUGUAGGACAAACAGAUACAAAAGGUAGGACGAACAGAUAAAGAACGUAGGACGCACAAAUCAAGGAGGUAUGACGCACAGAUAAAGGAUGUAGGACAAACAGACACAGAAGGUAUGACGCACAGAUAAAGAGGGUAGGAAGCACAGACAAAGGAGGUGGGACGCACAUAUAAAGAAGGUAAGACAUAAAAAGGAUGUAGGAAAUACAGAUACAGAAGGUUGGACGCACAUAUCAAGGAGGUAGGACGCGCAGAUAAAAGAGGUAGGACGUGCAGAUAAAGGAGGAAGGACGCACGGAUAAAAGAGGUAGGACGCACAGAUAAAAGAGGCAAGACGCAUAGAUAAAGAAGGUUGGACACUCAAAUCAAAGGAGGUAGGACGCACAAAUCAAGGAGGUAGGACGCGCAGAUAAAGGAGGUAUGACGCAAAUUGAAAGCAGGUAGGACGCAAAUAUGAAGCAGAUAGGACGCAUAAUAAAGUUAGGUUGGUGAAGAGUGAAAGUUGGGUCGGACCGAACACUAAUGAUAAUAGAUUUAUGAGAGAGAGAGGGAGAGGGUAAAUAUUGGAGGAAUAAGAGGGUGUAGGGGGGGAAUAUUGAUAUUGACAAAAAAACAAAUGAUAGUGUGAUAAUGUAUACAAUGUACAUAAUUUACAUACUUUACAUACUCUGCAAUGUAAACAAACUAUAGACAAACUGUACAUAUUUUUAAACAGGAACAUUGUUGAAAACAAAAUCAGAAGCCAUUUUUCUACUUUAUUUGCCUCCUGCUAGCUUGGGAACCCAGCUUUGCAAGGAAGCGAAGUUUUCCCUGUAAAAGUCAAACUUAUAAUUUAAGAGCUUUAAACAAAACUAAACAUUUGCGUAGUUCUACCGAUUUCCUAAAUCAAUAUUUAAAGCAAGUGAGUUAAGAUUGGACAAACAAACAGAGAUUACUACUUCUUUAUACAAUGAGAACCAGAAACUCCGAAACAGGCAGACUCAAGUAAGGAGCUAAACACUAAAUGGAUCUGUAUAUAUAAAUAUAUAUAUAUUAUAUACGCAAAUGUCCUUUAGCUUCCAAAUGCAAUUAAUUAUGUCUUUGUUGAGAGCAGAGCAAAAUUGUGUGAAAAAAUGGCGUUCAGGUUACGCCUACUUGUGUUUAUUAAUUAUUAAAAUAAAUUAUUUAAUAAAAAAAUCGGGUUCUGAUUACCACACUUGAUUGUAGUGUGUCUUGGAAAAUUCUAACGUUUGAUUACAAGUUAAAGUUACGUUUUAAGUUUGUCGACAUAUUUUUCAUACGCUUUUAAUAUACGUUUUUAAUAUACGUUUUUAUCGUUUUGUCUUUUAGGCGACAGAAACUUCAUUCUAAAUUUUUGUGUGAUAAAAUAAUUCAGAAUCUUAGGUUUUUAUCAAAACCGUAAUUGUUUUAAUUUUUGCUAUCUGUAAUUAGAUUUAAUGUUUAUGUGCAAUGUACAUAGAUUAUUGCUGUACUCGUGUGGUGUAUAUUGUACAUGUACUCAUUUCCUUUUCGAUGUACUUAACUAAAGUGAUAUACACUAGUAAAAUUAUAGUGGAUUUGUACCAAAGAUAGAUAAUAAAUAGAAAUAUGAUAUUUU